CGUGCGCGCCUUGAGCCCCGCCGCCUCGGAGCCCGGAGCUGCCCGCCCCGCGGCCCAGCGAGCCGUAAGUUCUGGAACUACGUCUGAGUGCAGUUAUCAAGUCUGUUGCUGGCUGUCUCGGACACUUGCUGAAAACGUGACUCCCCUGGGUAUGGAAAGGCUCCCGCAAAACUUCCUAGGAAGGCAUUGGCCCCCAGCCUUUGAACACCCACCUGCUCUGCGGGCAGCAAGCGCUGCCACGGACACCUCAGCUCUGGUCUCGAGGCUGGGCCUCGUCUCUUGGGGGGGGCCUGAGGGAGCCUGCGCGUUUGAUGUCCCCUGACCGGAGGGGCCCCCCUCUGAGAUCUCCCAGCUUUAAGCUGAGCAGCCGGCGGAGCGGGAGGCUGGAAGCCGGUUUCACAGACCUCUGCAAACACGAGAGUAGGACUAAAAUGGCUCCGACCCCGUUCCCAGGCUGCUCGUGCACGGUGACCAGAUCCUCCACUGUCCCCACCGGGCCUAGCUGGGGCACGGCUGGGAGCGAACAGAGGCGCUAUUAAUAAUUGCGCACAGCGUACAGCCCCCGUCCGUGGCCCGCGGCAGAGCUCCUAAAGGAACUGCUGUGGGGCCCGGCUCUCCAGACCAGAACCUCUGCCAUCUCCCCGAACGAAGCAGGCCUCUCGAUACCUAGCUUCUAAAACCUGGAGCUCGUAUUUGGGGAGUGCUCACCGGGCCCCUCGACACAGGAAGCUGGGCCAGAGCAGAAAGCCCGUGGCCCGGGGCCACACGCCGCUCUCUGACCAUGCGGUGUCCUGCCUCUCCAGUCAGGAUGGAAACACCCAGGGGAUAGAGGGACGCGGCUCGAGGCCAGGACGUAACUGUCAGCGUUGACCUGGCGUUCCCGCAAGUCAGAGCGCAUGGUAGGUUGAUGGAAGCCAAGCCCGCCGUCAUGUGGAGCUGCGGCCCGCUCAACGGCACGGGCGGCGUGGAGGACCAGCCGCUGUGCCAGCACAUGCAUCUGGUCCUGUCCGUCUUCUCCCUGCUCUACCUGGUGGCCGGCGUCCCCGUCGGCCUGGGCUACAACGCCCUGCUCGUCCUGGUCAACCUGCACGACCAGAGCAGCAUGACCAUGCCUGACGUCUACUUCGUCAACAUGGCCGUGGCGGGCCUGGUGCUCAGCGCCCUGGCGCCCGUGCACCUGCUGGGCCCCACCGCCUCCGGGUGGGCCCUGUGGGGCUUCGGCAGCGAGGCCCACGUCACGCUGCUGGUGCUGUUCAACGUCUCCUCCCUGGUGACCAUGUACUCCACGGCCCUGCUCAGCCUCGACUGCUACAUCGAGCGGGCGCUGCCGCGCACCUACAUGUCCAGCGUCUACAACACGCGACACGUGUGCGGCUUCGUCUGGGGCGGGGCCCUGCUCACCAGCUUCUCCUCCCUGCUCUUCUACGUCUGCAGCCACGUGGCCGCCAGGAUCGUCGAGUGUUCCAAGAUGCGGGACGCGCAGGCCGCGGACGCCAUCAUGGUGUUCAUCGGCUACGUGGUCCCCGCCCUGGCCGUGCUCUACGCGCUCGCGCUCCUCUCGAGGAUCCGGAAGGAGGACACGCCGCUCGACCAGGACGCGGGGAGGCUGGACCCCUCGGUGCACAGGCUCCUGGUGGCCACCGUGUGCACGCAGUUCGGGCUCUGGACGCCUCACUACCUGACCCUCCUGGGGCACACGCUGCUGGCCUUGCGGGGGAGGCCCGUCGACAGGCACCACCUGGGGAUCCUGCUCUUCGCUAAGGACCUGGCGAGAUUCCUGGCCUUCUCCAGCAGCUCCGUGGUGCCGCUCCUUUACCGCUACAUCAACAGAAACUUCCCCGGCAAACUCCGGCGGCUGAUAAAGAAAAUGCACUGCGGGCGCCAGAGCUGCUCCCCGGACCAAGCAGGGGUACAGCAGGUGAUGGCGUAGAGCCGGCGGCUGGGGUCGCGGUCGCUCGCUGAGCGCGGGUCCUGGGGCCGCCACCAGUGCCCCGGGUGGGGUCAUCGGACGGGCAGUCAACAGCGUACUUCCCGGAGGCACGGUCCGGGCCCCCUCCUGGGAGACAGGCGACCGACACUUGACCUGGACGCACAGCACUUUGUCACUGCCCGCUCUGUCACGCUCUUCCCCAGGACGUCACUGAGGCCGGGACCCAGAACAGCACGAGGCGUGUUCUCUCCAAGUUUUCCGCUUCCAGACAGGCCGCUCUUAGGCCAAGGCCUCGCGGUCCAAGGCGGGAGGGGCCUGGCGUGAAAAACAGCUGCCUGCCCACCUGCUUCGGGCGGACGCGCUGCUCGGUCGUGCGGGGCCACACCCGCAUUAGCGUCCUCAGCCUGGCCGCCUCCACCCUGGGUCUCUGAACGAAGUCAGGAGAAUCCAAAUCCAGUGUUUGUAUUCUGUGCCGGCAAAAUACCCGAUUCUGUCUCUUUACUUGCGCUUAUAAAGAGAUUCGACAGAAGUCACCAAAGCCUGAAAGCGAAGGAAGCAACACGAAGGGCGCUCCCGUGGGACGGACGGGCGGGCUCCUGCUACCGCAGGGUCGUGCUGGGUGGGGUGAGGCGGGGAGAGGCGCGUGCCGUGCCACGCACACGGGCAGCGUGCAAAUGCUUCAGAAGGACAGGGCCAGCAGUGUGGCUGGUCUUAGGCGGAGGGCCCUUAACUGGUACCCCUGCUGCCCUCCCAGGUGGCCUCAGCUAACCGUCUUCAGUAGAAGCCAGCUCCCCAAAGUGUGCACAAAACCCCACGCUAGUAGUAAACCGAAGAGAGGAAAGCUUCCAACCUAACACAGAAGCUGGGAGGGACCGCCUGGGGAGACACAGGCCUGCAAGGCGGAGCCCGGUCUGGCACCGGGGCAGAGCGUGGGGCCACCACUGCCACCUUGCACCCGACAACAGCCUGCUUCGCCAGACGCGGCGCGUGCCUGGAUCCUUCCGCGCCGCGUCCCGUAAACACCUGCUCUAAAACCGUGGCAGUAGAAGCCCCCUGCUCUCCUCGACACCAUCCGCUCACCUGCACCCCGACGUCACGACGCACCACAGGCCUGCAGCCCCCUAACUGCACCUCUGAAACCCACAAAGCUCUAAAAACAGGAAGAUUUGUUUGUCAAGUUUGCGGCACAUUCCCUUGGUAGCAAACCUUGAGCUGAAGGGGUAGGAGAGCGCUUUUCUGAGGAAAGACGAGUGUGAAUGUGAUUGCGGGGCACGGGCCCGGCCCCACAGGGCCCCGUAACACGCAGCACACACAGCAUGUUAACCGUGUGCGCGCAAACGCAGAGAACAGGUGGACGUAGGUCGUUUGCCAAAAGCAGCCGGAAGGAUGCACACGCCGUAAGAUCUCAUUCGUACGUCACCCUACGCUUUCCUGCGGGGUUACGGUGACGGGGAGCGGCUGGGGCUGGCAGCUUGGGAACUCCAACCCGCGUUUAGGUUUGUGCAUCCAAAAAUGUGUUGCUUUCUGUCGCUGCUCAGCAAUACACUGUAUUUAUUUAUUUAUUUGUUUAUUUUUCCCUUCUGACUCCCUUCACCCGUUUCUCCUCCCUGCCCCGGCAACCACCAAUCCAUGCUGUUUCCGUGGCCUUGGUUGUUUUUCUUACAGAUCUCCUGUACCACUGAGAUCAUGUUCUACUCUUCUUUGACUUAUCUCACUUAGCACAGUGCUCUCCAGGUCCGUCCGUGUUGUCGCAAAUGGCCAGAUUUCAUUUCUGUUUAUGGCUAAUAAUCCGCGGUGCAUGUACCCGCCCCCCCCCCUUCUUCUUCAUCCACUUGUCCGUCAAGGGACACUCAGCUGCUUCUGUGUCUGGUCUGUUGUGAAUAACGCUGCAGUGAACGUGGGGGUGCAGACACCAUUCUGACUCAGUGCUUUUGUUUCCUUUGGGUAGAUACCCAGAAGUGCGAUCACUGGAUAAGUAGACCCGCUUUUGACUUCUGAGGCACGUCUGUACUGUUUUCACAGUGGCUGCAGCAGUGCGCAUCCCCACCAGCGGUGCACGAGGACCCCUUUCCCGUACUCCCUCGCCAGCGCUCAGUGUCCUCUUGGUGGCGGCACCCUAGCAGGCGUGAGGAGCACCCACUGGGGUUCUGACGCGCUCCUCUGACGAGUGCCGCUGAGCACGUUCUCACAUACACGUUGGCCGUCUGCGUUCUUUGCAGAAAUGUCUGUUCUCAUCCUUUGUGAUCACAUUUUAUUUCGCUACUGGGUUGUGGGAGUGCUUUAUGUAUUUUGGAGAUUAGUCCCUUAUCAGAGAUAUUAACAUACUAACUUUUGAGAACCUGAAAACUUAAUUCUGACACAUCUGAGCCGAGGAUGGCAGAGUGUGGCUCUGCGUUUUGCCACAUUCCAUUCAGGGAAAUCGCUCCAUUUGGCCCUGGUCUCUCGGGAGAUUUAGCCCAUGACUUGGUUGCCAUUAUGUUUCUGUCUGCAGAAUAUAUCCCCUCCGGGAUGAUGCGAUGACUGAGUUCAGAGUCUGCCUGUGCAGAAGCAUGAAAAUACACUGGACACCAGGGUCCUGGUCUUACUCGCCCCUGGUAGCUGUGAAAUUCUGGACAGGUGGGGCCUAAUCUACUUCCUGGCCAGUAAAUCAGGGGCAGAAUUAGAGAAGUUUCUGGGUUGCCUCUGUCCGUGAAUGUGCUAUUUCUACUGAAGGGCGCAGCGCCCCUCUGCUGCAGGGUUUCCCCCAGUCCUGAAAGUCUCAGACCCGACCCCCUCCGCUCCUCAAGCUGUGGGCUGCACGGCGGGGGGUCCCGUGGCCCCGGCUCCACUGGGGAACUCUCGUGUUGGCCGAGCGAACGGCGGGUUGCAGCGUGCCCGGCACUGCAGCCGUGGGGCCUCUGACCUCACACGCACCUGCUACCACGGAGUCUCAGUCCUCGUCCUCUCACGGCGGGUGGGCGGGGCUGGGGCCAGGGUCAGUCCCAGGUCCACCACACACGGGCAGGCUCUUGGGUCAGGAAGCCAGCACUGUUCUUAGGGGACACGGGACCCAGCGAGUGGGCUGGUUUGGGGUGGCAGUGCUAUUUCAAAUAAAAAGACCCUUUUCCUCGCU
Messenger RNA from Panthera uncia (snow leopard), 5042 nucleotides. It is a transcript of the gene GPR146, whose product is annotated as G protein-coupled receptor 146. The transcript has 3 exons. Lineage: Eukaryota; Metazoa; Chordata; Mammalia; Carnivora; Felidae. Gene Ontology annotation, biological process: G protein-coupled receptor signaling pathway. Gene Ontology annotation, cellular component: membrane. Gene Ontology annotation, molecular function: G protein-coupled receptor activity. The record is from RefSeq and is a predicted model, not a curated record. Bases 908 to 1930 code for a protein of 340 amino acids.